Vicia villosa (hairy vetch) is the source of this 594-nucleotide messenger RNA. RefSeq names its product probable FBD-associated F-box protein At1g32375. The transcript has 5 exons. The record is from RefSeq and is a predicted model, not a curated record. NCBI's taxonomy places the organism in Eukaryota, Viridiplantae, Streptophyta, Magnoliopsida, Fabales, Fabaceae. The coding region runs from base 1 to 594 and encodes 197 amino acids.
AUGUUUUUAUCUGGAUGUCCAAUUCUUGAGGAAUUAUACAUAUCCAUUGUGCCAUUUGAUUCUGAUGAAUCUCUAACAUGUAUCGAGUGGAAGAACUUUUGCUUGAGUAACUUGACCAGAGCUGCUAUUCAUUGCAUUUCUACUUAUUUUCCAUUAAAAGCUGUUAACAACACACCUUCUCUGCGCCUUGAACUCAACCAGGUGAAUUACCAUGGUUUGAUUCCUACUUUUCAUAAUUUGACCCAACUCGAGCUUAUUUUUAUUGAAUAUAGUUGUCAAUUCUUAGUUGAAGUUCUCAAUCACUGCCCUAAACUUCAAAAGCUUGACCUUUGCCAGGACGAAAUAUGGAAUAGAAAAAAGGAUAGAGAAAAUUGGGUAGAUCCGGAUGUUGUUCCGCAAUGCCUUUCAUUACACCUUAGAAGUUGCAAUAUUUUCAACUUCUAUGGCCUACAAGAUGAACUAAUGUUAGCAAGUUAUAUGUUGAAGAGUGCAAGCAUUUUACAAACCAUGAAAAUUUGGUGCCCAGUUCCUAUAUCAUUGCUAAUUAGUUUCUACCAUGCAAUUGCUAGAUUUAGUGAUCCUUUGGCAGAAUAG